Molecule: messenger RNA, 3713 nt
Organism: Scophthalmus maximus (turbot)
Lineage: Eukaryota; Metazoa; Chordata; Actinopteri; Pleuronectiformes; Scophthalmidae
Product: DENN domain-containing protein 2A-like
Exons: 20
Coding region: 193-3396 (1067 amino acids)
Biological process (GO): retrograde transport, endosome to Golgi
Cellular component (GO): actin cytoskeleton
Source: RefSeq, a predicted model, not a curated record
UUGAAGAUUGGAGAAGAGGCAGCGAGAGGCGUGUCUGUGUUCACCAGUUCGAUUUGAGACCCUCGCGUCUCUAUUCUCACUCAUCUGACAGCGGGGUUAAGAAAUCAUCUGGACACACAGCACCAACUCUGUGGUUUGGAGUUUUUAUUCCAAUGGAUACUGUAAGAGCAGCGUCUUUGGCAAAAUGCUGCCAUGUCACUAAUGAACACGUGGGAACUGUACAACAGGAGGAGAUGUACAGUGAUCAUGGAGGCCACUGAGAGAAUGACAACGAAGCAAGACUGCAUCUACUCCACUGUCAACAGGUUUAAGAAGGGCUGCCUUGGUGGGAGAAGCGGUAUCCCUAUUACUUCAGUGGAAAACAAGGGAGCUGGGCAAAGAAAGGAGUUUGGGUCGAAGCUUCCCUUCACAACAUUGGACAACCUGAGCAACCAGAGGGAAGAAUCCCCCAUGAUGGCUCACAGGAGGACGAACGUCGAUGCCCAUGGCAAUGAGAACACGGUGCUGGUUGGCAACAAGCUUCCCAGAGCCAAUGGUGGCAAGAUUAAGGACAAAAUUUCGCUGUGGGAGGGAAAGGAACCCGCCCAUUCACCUAUUACCUCAAGUUCUUCGGGCCAGUGCGCUGCUGUAAGGAGGACAGAAUCCCAGACAAAAAGCAAUAAUAAAACUUCUCAUGAGCUGAGUGUGGAGAGUUGCAGCAGAGUGGCCCAGAUGGAAAAGGAAAAUCUUGGGGAUUCAAGGCCUUGUUCACCCGCUGAAACCGGUAAACAGCUCAGGGGGACACUCAAGAGCAGUAAACCCUCUGAAAACCAACGAGAGGAGGAUGGCAAAAGAGCGGCUCACGCCGAAAGCCAAGAUCACGAGAAAGAGAACGUAGAAAAGCUUGGACAUUCAAGGCCGUGUUCGCCAGUGCUGGUGACGCAGCAGGCGGGGCUGUUGAGGAGAGACAGUGACAAGAGGGCGGCAGAACAAACCAGCCAGGAGAAGAGAGCGGUAUUCAGCCUCUUUAAAAAGCUGGAGGCUAUGGGGGAGAACCACGGGAAGUCGCCCCCCGAGCUCGGGAAUUACUUCAGCCCGCCGAGCAAGGACAAACAGGUAGAGGUGAAGAGGAAAGAAUCUGAAUCUGUCAGAAAUGGGAAGCAGCACCAGGAGAACGUGUACACAGAGCCGGGAGCGCUCCCGAUCAACCCGGUCCCCAAACCCAGACGCACCUUCCAGCAUCCAGCUGUCGUCCCCACGGGGAAGAGUCAGAGGCAGGGCAGAGGGCAGAGGAACCUUCCCCCACUGCCCUCCAUCUCCACAAGACCUUCCUCAAAACUCCCUCCUGGUGUCCAGGGGAGACCCAGGCCCGGCAGAGUCCAAGACAACAUCAACAGGAAAUCCUUUGAGUUUGAAGACCUUGCGGGGUCGACCGGGCCGCCCUUCUCUCGUUCACAAGCGCAGGAACAUCAUUAUGAAGACAUCCUGGAUUUGUCCAAGGAGAACCCGUAUGAGGACGUAGAGUUGGAGAGUCAGUGCUCCCAGCAGUCUUUGCCUUCCUCUCCUGGUGCCGAUACUUCCAAGGCCUCGAGGCCGGGCUUCUUCAGGCAGAAUUCCGGCAGGAGCUUUAAGCUGCUAGACUUGCGGAGAACCCACCAGCGGAGCCACAGUGCCAGCAGUGGGGGCAUCUCCUCCCCACCCCGGCUCAGCCCUCCCUCCACCCCCACUGGUCCGGAACACCCCUCCUGGCUGCCUGGGGAACCCUACAGCCGCACCUGCCGCAGGAUACCAACGCUUGUGCUGAGGAUCAACAGCAUCUUUGAAGCUCGAAUCGGAAAGAAACAUCUGCGAAGGAUCUACCAUUAUGCCGAGACAAGUUCAGGAAGAGUUACAGAUGACAACAGCGACUCAGAGAGUGAAGUUGAGGAAAGAGCAAAAGCUCACCGCCAACGCCUCGUGUCCGUUCAGUCCAUACUGAGCCAGCCCAGCCAGAGCCAGGUCCACUACAGUGGCACCAACAACAGGAACAGCUCGCUGGAUAAGGAGCCGCACCAGCGCAAACUCUUUGAAUAUUUCCUGGUUGUGUCACUGCAGAAGUCAAAGGCUGGGGCCCACUAUCAGCCGGAGGUCACACAGCAGUUCCCCCCUAAGUUGGAGCGAAGCUUCAAGUUCAUGAGGGAGACAGAGGACCAGCUGAGGAUCAUUCCUCAGUUCUGCUUCCCUGAUGCUAAAGACUGGGAGUCUGUGGACAACUACCCAAGUGAGAUGUUCUCCUUUGUUUUGACCGGAGAGGAUGGCAGCAGGAGGUUCGGAUACUGUCGGCGUUUACUGCCCAGUGGAAAAGGCAAACGUCUGCCAGAGGUCUAUUGUAUCGUCAGUCACCUCGGCUGUUUCAACCUCUUCUCCAAGGUGUUGGAUGAGGUGGAGAGGAGGAGGGCUCUGUCUCCGGCCCUGGUGCAACCCUUCAUGAGAGCCAUCAUGGAAGCCCAGUUUCCAGCUCCGGGCAGAACCAUCACCAUCAAAACGUUCCUGCCUGGCUCGGGGACUGAGGCGAUGGAGCUCUGUCGCCCCGCUGACUCCCGCCUGGAGCACGUGGACUUUGAAUGUCUGUUCUCCUGUUUGAGUCUGCGGCUGCUGCUCCGGGUGUUUGGCUCUCUGCUGCUGGAGCGGCGGGUCAUCUUCACCGCAGACAAACUCAGUACGCUCUCCCAGUGCUGCCACGCGGUGGUGGCACUGCUGUACCCCUUUGUGUGGCAGCACACGUACAUCCCCGUGCUGCCCUCGGCUAUGCUCGACAUCGUCUGCACUCCGACCCCGUUCAUCGUCGGCCUGUUGUCCAGCUGCCUGCCCCAGCUCACUGAACUGCCCCUGGAGGAGGUUCUGGUUGUGGAUCUAGGAAACAGUCGAUUUCUCAGACAGUUGGAUGACGAGGACUCCAUCUUGCCGUCCAAGCUUCAGUCGGCCCUGGAGAAUGUUCUGGAGAGGAGACGAGAGCUUGCUAAUGAGAGAGGAGGAGACACACCCAGUGACUCUGGUCAGCUUAGCGCCGUUGUGCCCGAGGCCUUUGUCCGUUUCUUCGUGGAGCUGGUGGGCCACUAUCCACUCUUCAUCGUCGGCGAGCGGGAAGACGGCUACUCCUCGUCGUCCUCCUCCCCGGGCCCCUGCUCCUUCCAGCGGGAGGGUUUCCGCAAAGCCAUCCCGUCCAAGGCCGUGCGCCGCUUCCUGGAGGUCUUCAUGGAGACCCAGAUGUUCGGCUGGUUCAUCCAGGAGCGGGAGCUCCACAGGCGAGCCCUGAAAGGACUGUUUGAAGUGAGGGUGCAGGAGUACCUGGACUCCAUCCACGAGAAUGAACACCGAAGGGUUAACAGGUUUCUCAAAGGCUUGGGAAACAAAAUGAAAUUUCUCUCCAAGAAAUAAUGCGUCCGCAACUACAAAUGAGCACUGAAACAAGAAAAGACUUCAAGGACUGCAGGAGUCUGACAUGAACAUGCUAAUUUAAGUACCUUUUUUCUCCCCCCAGACACUUGUCAGUGCCGUCCUCAUCCUCAUCUGUGUUAAUGACAGAGACCCUUUUUUUUUUUUACUCUUGUAUCAUGUUGCUGCUGUAUUUCAUAUAAAGGAAAGAACUUGUGACUGCAUGCUCGAGACAGAAAUAUCUAAUAGCUUCCUGGUUCGUUCAUUGUCACAUGACAUUCUGCGGGACAUUCGUGAGCAGGAAUAAAAUAUAAAAUAAA